This is a messenger RNA of Pocillopora meandrina, 20794 nucleotides long. Lineage: Eukaryota; Metazoa; Cnidaria; Anthozoa; Scleractinia; Pocilloporidae. The record is from the annotation of a GenBank genome assembly.
AUGAAGUUGAUUGCUGCGUUAGUUAUAUGCCUAAAAAUCAUCUCUUUGUUUGAAGGUAAGUGAGUUGUCAUUGUUUAAAAAUUACGCGCUGUUUUAUUGUUGAUGCGUUUGGAAAAUGGUACAUAAUUAGAUAGCUUAAUUUUCAUUCUUCCUGCUUACUGGCGAAUUAUCUUGCUUUUGGUAUGGAAAGGGAAUGUUUCAGUGGUGGAUUUUGUUGAAAAGGAGGAGAGAUAUGUGUUGUUGAGAACACCGCUUGUAAUCCAUUUUCCAUGUUUUCUAAGUUUUAAACAUGUUUCAAAAAUUUUAUAUCCUGAUCUAGUCUUCGGGGUCAAAUUUAUGUUAUUUUUCAUUAAUCUGUAAUAUUCUUGAAUUCUUGAAGAUGACAACCUGCAGGAUCGAAGGCCUUGAUGAGAAAAAUAAGCCAAGUAGAAUAACUGAAACUAGCGUUAGGUAAAUAAGACUGUUAGAUAUUGACCUAACAUAAAGAAGGAGGGCAAUAUCUAAUCGUCUAAAACGUGCAGUCAUGCACAUUAUUGUACUCAUUUCAUGAUCAAAUGAUGAAAUCUAAAUGAUCAGAUCCAAACAAACCUGCAAAACUUGAGUUUUUUGAUUGAUCGGAGAAGUACGCAUACUCGAUUUGCGAUCCCAUUUAAUUAAGAUGACAGGGGAGCUUUGUUCUCAUUAUCAUGACCCUUUUCCUGUUAGACUCUGUCGGUUCGACGAUAAGUUCCUGGGAACAUCGUAUUCGAGCGGACCUCCUGAGGAAUUAUGACAGAAAAGUCCGCCCAGUGUUUAAGGGAAAAAGAGAAGCUGAGGUGUUGUUUGCGCUUAGAAUCAGUCGACUUGUGAAAGUGGUAUGCAAAAAUGUUUUUGUUUUCCUUAUCUAUUUGCUUCAUAAAUUAAGAAUUCUGCCUUAAGUUUGUCGAGAGCCGUUUUCAACCGGUUUUCUGAUACAAAUUUUCCUGCCAAUUCUCGAUCACUUGACUACUGUCGAAGAAUAAGAUUUUUGUCGCGAGUUCAAAGCGGGAUAGUUACAUUGACUGGUCCUUAUCAAAAUCAAAUCCAAGAAGGCAAGAAAAAAUCACUUUUAAUUUUACUAUUAGUUAUUUUAGGGGAGAUCACACCAUUGAAACCCUCAGUCGAAGACAUACCAUCAAACAAUUUGUUUGAUUUUAAAAUGAAACACCGUACUUUGUAUGGUUUAGCAGCCCCGUGACUUUAGCCAGUGGUUGGGAGAAUGCGAGAAACGUAUCUGAAUCACUCACCUUCGGCUCGUGAUUCACAAACUUCUUCUCUUUCAAUCCAAGCGCACGUAGCAUCAUGGGUGUUCUAUAAUGAUUCGAGCAGAGGCUAUAUCCCUGCCCAGUAUUUUCGCUUUAUUUAUGUUCUCAUUUGUUUUAUAACAGGAUAAUAAAGAACAAGUAGUGGUUUUAGACACUUGGGUCAUACAGGUAUGGGGACCUCUUGUCUUUGUUUAACUGUUUCUGUUUUUGUUUUAAUGUAAACUCUUAUGGCAUUGAAACAAUCACUUGGGGACUUAAAACAUUCCUGAUCUCGAUAAGUUCCAUAAGGCUCAGCAACACUCUCAUGAUCCCCCUCAUUAGCAGUAAAUUUUCGAUAGUCCCUCCCCUCUCAUACCCUGUUGGUUACGACCAACCCCCCCUGCUUUCCCUUCUGACACCGUGUCAUACCCUCCUCCAAAGUCCUCCUGGUCAGUUUCCAUUACAAGGUAAAAACCCCAAGAAAGUGAAUAAAGAUAUUGUCCAUAAGUGUGUCCAUUUACGUCGGUUUUAUCUCUUGCAGAGUUGGAAAAAUGAAUUCCUAACGUGGAAUUCAAGCAAGUACGGUGACUUACAACGCGUCCAUUUCUCUCCUGAAGAAAUCUGGGUCCCAGAUACGGCACUUUUUAACAAGUAAGUCUAAACAACCCAUUUUUCCAACUUCGUAACUUAGUCUAUCAGUGGAGAGGUAUGUAGGCAUGCUUCACCUUUUCCUCCUGUUAGAGCCAAUUCUCUUAAUUAGCACUCUACAUUGCCAUGUUCCCCGCGCGAAUUCUGGGUAAAGGUAGGCUUUCUAGGAGUGUCUCUCUUGAUGACGUCUCGAAUCACGAUGAGAUCCAGGUUUGACAGAGUAAACUAUGUCACAGCGAUCACCUGGGACGCAGCCAAAUACCAAAUAUUUAAUGAGUGGCACUCUUUAGGAAUUUGGAAUUAGGAAUUUGCAAUUUGUCGAUGAAAAGUCAUACGGAUAUUUUCGCCAGUACUGUAACAGAUUUAAACCACGUCCCAUGACCUUGUCAAUCAGAAGAAGUCAAGAAGUUUCGUUUUGAAAAACCUCUCAAAUAUGCUCCCUAUCGUCCGAAAGCCCUGGAUUUUUUACUUCCCCUCGGGUCUUAGGCUCGAUUACCAGCCCUUGUUCGAGAUAUGAGCUCGCGCUCCUCCUUCUGAAGUUCCUCCUCGGGAGGAUCGAAGACCCGGUUCCGAGAAAAUGGUAGAAAUCGAGCCUAGCCGGGUGCUUUCAUAACGUUUAUGGUAUCUGAUCUGGUUCAGAGUGAUUAGAAAAGCAGCUCUCACAAAUAUAUGUAUUCCUCGUCUGCAGUGGUGAUGACAAAAUCAACCUUGCUGGAGGGCCAACCAAGUUUGUCACAGACGUCAGUGUGAACAAUAAAGGGAAAUGUGUUUGGAGCGGACCAGCUACUUUUAAGGUCAACUGUGAGAUGAAAGUAGAUGAAUGGCCAUUUGACGAACAAACUUGUGAACUAGCAUUUGGUUCGUUCUCUUACGGAAAAAAGCUUCUGAGACUUAAAUUGUUUAAGGAAGAAAGGAGAUUUACAAGUAAGAUUCGUUCAUUAUUUCGGAUCAAGGUCAGUCUCUGAACAACUUCGCACCCACCCCUUCCCUAACCCAACAGUAACCCUAACUUGAUAUCAGUUGAUUGUAGUCAGUAGACUGUUGUUGGGAUAGGGGAAGGGUAGGUGCUCAGUUGCUUAGUUACUGACAUUGAUCCAUUACUUACUUGUAAUGUGAAGAGAACAUGAAAAAUUACCUAAAUGUUUCGAAACAAGGAGAAACAGUUGAUCGUGUAAUCAUUCACUUUGACAAAGAUCAGAGCUAACGAUCGAAACGUCAGCUCUAGAAACUCUUCACGGUGAACAAGUCAUCUUGUAUUAUCCCCACUAAAGAAAUUUUGAUAAAUAUCAGUAUCUGGCAACUGCCCACCUACCCCUUCCCUAACCCAACAACAGUCACUUGUUAACAAGUUAGGGUUAAUGUCUGGUUAGGGGUGGGGUAGGUGGGCGGUUGCCCAGAUACUGACAUUUAUCAAGAAGUUUACCCCCUUCAUUCUCAUAAUCUGAUAGCCUGCAAGGCAAUCGAAUUCUCUUGCGAGCUAGUGUUGAAGCCGCUAUAUUGGAUCCAUUGGUAAGGUGGAGGAAAACGUAGAGCGAACAAACUAGCGAGGAGGUAGGGGGUCGGGAAGAAACAGAGCCAAACUUUCCCCCACGUAAUUCCCAGUGGUUCUGUUCUCACCUCUGCAUAAAGUGAUGUGCCCCCCCUCACCUAAGAGUGGGUCGUUGUUGGUCCUUCCACUGCAUUUUCUUUCGUAAAAAGGAAUAUGGAAUGUCUCUCAGAAAUGACUGCAGAAGUUUAUGACGCCCCUCAUUUUCUGCUGCACAAAAAGGUGUGACCCCUUAACCCUUGUAAUGAAUUACCAGUCCCUAACAAAACAGUAUCAAUGAUAAGGCCAUCUAAGCCGGGUUUGUCCUCUGACAGAUCGUAGAUAAAAAGCAUUCAAAAUGCAGGUAUGAUUCAAUAUGCCAGAACGACUUAAUAAUAAAUCAUAUUUUCGUUUCAGAUCGCUUUGUGAAAAGUGGAGAUUGGGAAAUAACAAACAUCACAGCUAAAAUAUCCGAGACUGAUCACGGGAACUGUUGUCCAUAUAACUUCAGUGAAGUGGUGUACACUCUGGAAAUGAAACGGAAAUAUCUCUACUACAUGUUCUACUUGUUUACUCCGACUGUUCUUCUGACGAUUCUUGCACUCAGCAGCUUCCUGAUCCAUGUUGAAAGCGGCGAACGCAUCGGUUUUGUCACAACCAUCCUGUUAGCCAUGACUGUGUUUCUCCUUCUAAUUCCGUCUUUCCUUCCGGUUACCUCAGAUGGCAUCCCAAUCUUGGGUAUUAACCUUCAGGUUACCAUGAUCUUAAUUGCAGCGGUCCUUUUCGCCAAUAUUUUUGUCCUGAGGGUUUAUUUCAAGGAGGGAACGCCACCAAACUGGAUGGAGAAACUCUGCAGCUUUAAAAAGGGGUCAAGAUUGAGGCGAAUCCAUUUGCCACAGCCAGGUAGCACUUACCCUCUGGCCUUGAAAUCCUCUAUGACGACUGGUAUCGAGGCGUCUGAAUGCACAAGAACCCCAGCAUUUGCACAACCGCUAGAAGUCCAGGAGUUCACGUGGCGGAGGGUGUCUGCCAGAAUGGAUCUCGUGUUCUUCGUACUUUUCAUUGUUGCUUCGUCUAUCGCCUAUGCCUUGACAUUUAGUGGAUAAUUAUGUCAAUGUUAUAACAUUGCUGUUACAUAAAAGUUUUAAGGAGAUUGUUCUAUAAACCAUGUGAAGUUUUAAAAAUUAAUUAUUAAUUAGUUAUUUAAAAUGUAUACGUAAAAUUACAAAUCUGAAACGUUUAUGAAAACACCAAGGGUAACCUGUCCUUUCGAGUUAUCUUCCGAAUGCCAACGUUCGAAUGGAAUUCAGGGUCAUCGUGCGUGUGCGGCCAGGUUACUAAGUUGCUUCAGACGCCACCAUUUUGUUAGGAGGCUUUUCGGAAUCUUAAUAAAAGAUAAGUAACAUCUGUUUGUUCAUGGUUCACCUGAAAAUUUUUCAUGAUUGCUUCUCGAACAUGUCGAUGAAUUAAUCUCUCUGCCAAUUAUGUCGUAGUUUCCAUAUUUAUCCCAACAAUUUUUGCUUGUUAUCGUUUUUCCGUAGGAAAAAACCUCAAAGAGCAGAUUGAAGUCUAAAAAGAUAGCUUUCUUAUCGUAUUGUUAUUUUCCCUUAGCACACACAAAAAAAGAUUUACGUGUAAAGAUAGAUGACUUAAGUCUUUAAAACAAACAACAGAUUCGCGAACGAGAAAUGCAGCAAAAAGUUAUAUAAAUAUAUAACUAUAAAGUAAAAUAUUUUUCCCUAUUUUUUUUUUUAUGUGCUAAGAAAUGGCCAUGUAAAACUUUAGAACAAACUGUGUUUGAUAGUGUAAAUGUUAUUUCUUAAUAGUCAUUUAUAAGAUUAAAUGGAUAUUUGCGUUCUAAAGUAACAUCAUGCAGUUAUGGAUAAGAGUAAAAGAUUAUAGAGUUUUUCGAAAUCAACACGGCCAGUCAGAGGUGAGCCAAAUGACCAAAAGAGCCAAUGAGAGCAUUCAAUGUUAAACAAGCGAACGCCGCGGCAAGUGAGGUUGCUUCUGAUUGGUUGAGACGGUGGUACGAUUUUUCAAGACCAAUCACAAAGCGAAUUAAAGGAAGACCGAAACAAUGCCGAAUUACUUUCGAGAAUCAGUUGAAAAUGGCUUUAAUAGUGCUGUCCGAGAGAGGAGUAUUUUGUAUGUCUUUAUGUUUGAGUUUAUUUCUGAUUAUUUUUAUAGUAACAGUUUCAGCAUUCACGUAUUUAUUCGAAAGAAAGAAAUCGAGAGUUCAUGGCAACCAAAGCCUCUGUAUGAACUUCGCCUCGCUACUAGAGCUUUCAAGUGUUUUUCAACUUUCAUUUGAUCUGCGGAUAACAAUCAGGUGAAGACCUGAUCAUUGCUAGCUGAUGCGAUUUUAGCAUUGGCAGAAAAGAAGUCGAAACAUUAAUUGGUCACCGUUAAGAGUUUCCAGGCUUUCAAACUCUUAACGGUGGCCAAUUUACGUUAUCAUCUUAGUUGUGAUACCAAAUUACCUUGUUAUACUCUCCCACCGACACAGUAUCACAGUUUCUUUAGAAACUAACGUCCAUUAAGGGCUAAUAUCCUAAUGUUUCAGUACUUUGGAAGAAACUGGUAAAUCCGGAUAUUGGUCCGAAAACCCUUGGUGACGACAGAGCUUAAUAACGUCUGCCCAUAUGCUAGGCUUUGGCGCAGAAAACGGAUCUUGAGUCGUUUGCGUGGUUGAUUUUCCAUUCUGUUGCCUCGAGGCGUUGUUUCACUUGGCGCUUUUCUUUUGCAGAACAACCUCAAAAGUCUUUGUACACCCUCUUAGCAUUUUCGAAAAUUAGUUAUCGUCUUAAAAAUGACGACAACAAAAUGCCUCGCUUUUAAAUGUCAGCCCAUUUUAUCCGCGAAUUUCGCUUAAUUUUAAACCUCGCACGCCUCAGCCCGCGUUGUUGACGGCAUACCUGUGGUAUUUAGUUAUUCAGCUCUGCCCUUGGUGACCUUUCGUUGAAAACGUGACUCGGCCCAGUGAUGCAAAUCCAUUAGUGAGAGUUGUAUCGACGUCAUCAUUGUGGAUGUUUACCUACUAUUUUGCAAUAACCUGAUGAUCACACAUCUCAGAAUCACAGAUCACAGAUCACUGACACCGUCUUACCAACAUCCCAGAGAGAAAAUCCGCGUGAUAAUUCAGGUCGUAGCAAGGCGGACAAGUUUUUAAAGCUCAUCAGACAAAUUUCGUGACGAUGAAUCAAAUACUUGCAUCACUAACAAGCGUAGUAUUAUCUUCAAUGUUAACAGGUAAGUGUCUGUGUUCAUUUCGAUCAUUCUUAAGAGCAAACACGUCAUUAAAUGUUUAGAUAUGAAGGGGUGGGAAAUUUUUUUCUAAUCGUACUAUGAUUUGAAAAAUCGGCAAUACUUCUUCAUUUCGCGUGAUCAGAGAUCAAUUUGUCAGUAUUUAUUCAGUUGUUCACUCAUUACAGACUUGCAUGCAAAUGAGUGAAAUGUGAUUGCUUGUAAUUUGAGGAGUAAUGUGUGCUAAAAUCGUGUUUGAGUCCUAAUUACUGCUCACCUUAAUCUGAGGAUUUAUUUGUGUCCGUUAAAUAAAAAGGGAUUCCCUACAGUGGCUUCAACUUCUAUGAAGUGGGCUACAACGUGAUAUUUGAUAUAGCUAAGACUCUGUUAUGCUGUCGCUAGGAACCGAUUUGUUUUGAAUUGUAUUUGUUAAUUAAGCCCCAACACUUAGGUUAAGGAUUUUUAGCUCGUCACGUAGUUUUCUCACAAGGCCUUUUUUGAUUGCUCUACCAGCUAGAGAACUCUCAUGAUCUUUUCUCGCCCCAAGUUCGUUUCUUUCCCAACUUGGGCGUUAAAAAUUUAACUAACCUUUAACAUGUAAUCGUGUAAACUUAAACCGCCAAAGGAACAAUCUACAUUACAAUAGGCAGAAAUUUAAGUAAUAUAAUAAUUGACUUAAUCGCAUACUAAGAGAUAAGAAAUUUUAGUUUUUGGAUUUCGAUGGUUUUCGGUAACAAACAAAGGGAGAAAGGUCCCUCCGAAUUAUGGGACCAUAAACCUUGUUUAACAGGAGUGUGCGUUUUGUUUCUUCACUCCUAAAUAAUUUCAAUGCGCCAGUAAGAUUGAAUCAAAUCAUUUCAGAAUGUUACUUUUGAUACAAACGAUUGUUUUCAAAACAAUCCAGUGUUCAGAAAUGGGGCGAACAAUUAUUAUAGUGUUUGUUACAGCAGGUCCAGAAGGGUUUUCAUUUAAUUUCGCUCUAAGCUUUGAUCCUUUCCGCAGGAUUUAUUCGGUGUAGUAAAAAGUUAUUAGGACCCUCGGUAAAUCUUCCAAAUCUUUUCAAAAUUGACUAAGCCUUGAGUUCGAUUCCUUUAAUGAACUUGUUAUUUUUCUCUGUUCCACGCUGGUGACAAUAAGUGUUUUUUGUGUCUUGCCGCGAGCGUGGGAUAAAGCAAAAAUUCUGAGUUCCCAUGAGAAACCUCCGUUUGGAUUCUGCGCUUCCACCACUGAACCACAAAAACUUAGUGGUAACCUCGGUCACUACCAGGUUCUACGUGUUUCACCUGCAGUAUCUGUUGGGCUGCCUGUGGCUGCCGCUGUGAGAAAUAUUAUGGUAAAGGUUUUGGUUAGAAGAGAGCCCUGUGUGCGUGAAAAGAACUGAAAGUUAUUAUAAUUGUCUUUCAUGCGGUUUAAGUGCGAAUAAAACAGCGUUGUUUGCCUGUCUGGAUUUAGUAUCUUUAGGUACCACGAACAGUUCCUGGGAACAUCACAUUCGAGAAGAUUUGCUCGAGAAUUAUGACCGCAAGGUCCGUCCAGUUUUGAAAGGAAAAAAAGUGGUGGAGGUCUCCUUUGCCUUGAGAGUUAGCAGAUUGGUGAAAGUGGUAAGAAUUAAAUGGUCCUCUUACUCUAUCCCAAAAAAUCGCGCAUAAUCUCUUCCUAUAUCCUUGAAGCAAAUUGUAUUUUUGAACUCGGACGAUUAAUUGCAAAUUUACCCGAGAAAUGGUAAACGAAUUCACUUCAAUGUUGUUGUUUAUCUCGACAUCCUUCACGCUAUCACGUGCCACUCCGCAAAAAAUAUUAUCAAGUGACAUUAUUUUGCAUAAAUUAGAGUGACGUCACAGAACACUAUUAGUGUCAGGUUUGCGUAGACGUUCCCUCGCUUCCGUUACACCUUGGGGCGGAGGGUACGGCUACACUUAGGCUACAAUAGUUUUAGUGUGUUGUUAUAUUAAAUGGAAAACUAGUGUAAUUUCUAAUAAUAAUUAUAUACUUAUUGACUGAGUGGGAGUCGCUGGGUCAUGCUAAGUCAUGACGUCAGUGCACCUCUUUUCCUUCAAGUCAUAACAAGUUUCUAAAACGUUGGCGUACAACAGUGAUUUUGUUUCUUCUCGGUUCAUCGAAGUCAUCAUUAAAUAUCUUUUGGGAAACUCGCGCAAGUUCGACUCCGUCACUGCAGGAUUGAGGAAUAAAAUUAAUCAUGUGUUGUUGUUAUUUUGCAGGAUAAUCAAGAACAACUCGUAGUUUUGGACACCUGGGUUAUACAGGUAACCACUAAACUGCCCUCCCUCUCACUCAACCUUAAAGUUUGAUUCUUUUCGUUGUUGUCAUGCGGUAGGGGCUGCAACUGAUUUUACAUACAGCCUUAUCGUCAGGUGUUUUCCACUCGGUCAAACCUGGAUCCUACUGUAAGCCGGGACAUCGGGAGUGAUUCUCUUAGGGCACAACCCUUUGAUGACUUUUUCGGCCAUUUCACGACUAAUAAUGAAUAUUUUCCGUCGUUUUUAACACGAAUUUUUUUCGGUUAACUUUAUUACGACUAUUGGUUACAAUUUGUCAAUUUUUCCGCCUAACGGGUUUACUUUAUGGUCGUUUUAUGGCUAUCGAUUAAGCCAACUGAGACAUUCGAUCUUUUAAAAGCGUGCUCAGUCUACGAUAUGCAAUGCUCUAAGAAAAUUUGAUUAUGACCUCUGCGUUUUUAAAAGGAUCAGUUGAUGGACAAGAGGCUUGUCCGUUCACUCUCUUUUUUUUUAAGGGGGGGGGGGGAGUUGAGGGUGGUUGGAGAGUAUGGGGAAAGUUUGGAGGUAAUUAGUACUUAAUUAUUCAGCAUGCUCUAUUUGGUUUUCCUGAAAAUAUUGAACGCUGGUAUUUACCUGAGUGAUAGAAAUUUGACAGAACCAUUUGGCAAAUACUUUGCCAACUUUGAAAUAUUUCUUGUCAUUUUCAGAAUUGGAAUAACGAAUUUCUUACGUGGAAUGCAAGUCAAUAUGAUGACGUGGAUCGGGUGCACUUCGAUCCUAGUGAAAUCUGGGUCCCGGACUUAGCCUUGUUUAACAAGUAAGUAUUAUUGUGAACAAAUCUCAGCUUUUUUUUUCAACUCUGUAAAGUUCUUGCCCAAUUGAUGCUUGAUCUCCUUUGUGGGAUUCGUGUUUUAAGACACCCUUUUUGGACUCAACAGAGUAAAGGAGUUUACUGAACGUUUUGAGUCUCAAUCGUGACCUCUUCUGAUAUAAUUUGCUGAAUCCACGAAACAUUCGGGCAAUUGAAAUAAGAGCUUCUUGUUUAAAAUCUUAAGGAUAUUUUUCGUAUGGGUUAGGUUUUAGGUUUUUGUAUUUUGAACACUUAACUGGAAAAAUGAACAUGACUAUUGCGGUCAGCGGUUAUUGCUUACCACAAUAUCGGAAAAAAUUCGGGAAAGACAAAUUGUGGAAAUAAAGAGCUUAUUUUUCUUGCAACUGCAAUGAAGGAGGGUAGAGGAAGGCGACUCAAGAUGCAGUUGGCAUUAAAUAACCUCGCUGAAAGGAGGAGACGAGUUUUGAAUUCGGCUUGCCUUCAAUUAUUGCUCAUUUCCCAAAGGAACAUCACCGUUCCUCGGCGCACACAACUUGUUUUGCAACAAAGUGGCGGGAAAAGCGGGAAAUAUAGGUCCCUCUUGCUUCAAGCGCACGAAAUACACAUGCCUGAGGUGUGUGAACUACUUCUGUAUGCCGCCAGCCAGUAUUUCUUUUUUAGCCGGCGGCAAGUACGAACUGGACGAGAAAUUUUGGUAAGCAAUAACCGCUGACCGCAGAGUCAUGUUCACUUUUCCAAUUAAGUUUGACUUCACUAGGUUUGACGUUUGAAUCAACUGCCGAACUUAAUUAUUUAGAUCGACUCAAAUUGGUGUUGGGUUCGGCACAUGUAAAGUUCGACGUUUGAACCGGACCUAAUUUCUUCCUACAAUAUCAUCCCUGAAUCACACAUCAAGGUCACGAGAUUUAAGAAAAUAAUUACUAGCUAAAUAAGUUCUUGAUUAUUGAACAAAUUCUUCUUGUCAGAGCUUUAGGAAAUGUUUACAGAACAGCAUGGAGAAUACACAUACUGAUGUUGGGAUGUGAAGGGUUAACAUCGUCUCUCGUUUAUAUUUAGUGGCGAUGAUAGAAUUAACUUGGCUGGGGGAACUAGUAAGUUCGUCACCGAUGUCGCUGUGGAUAGCAAAGGAAGAUGUGUUUGGAGCGGACCAGCUACAUUUAAAGUGAACUGCGAGAUGAGGAUUAAUGACUGGCCUUUUGACGAACAAACUUGUCAACUGGCAUUUGGUUCGUACACAUAUGGAAAAAACCUGUUGAAGAUUAGACUUUUCAAGGACAAUAGACAGUUUUCAAGUAAGGAGUUACCUGGUUUAAGUAUCACUUUUUUUCUCUGGUGCUGGCCGGUGCUGCUCAUGGGCGAGGCAAAAGAUUAUCUUCAUCAAGCCCCCUCUUCAGUAGACGCUCCUUGCUAAUAAGGUUCCCUCUCCUCAGUCAAAAGAACCUCUUUCAUAAGCGAAUCCCUCUCUCUUAACCAUUUAACUCCCAAGAUCUCAUGAGUGAUUCUCCUUACUGUCUGCUAUGCAGUUCUUGUGAUGUUAGCUUGGAGAAUUUGGUAUUGGAUCAACUAAUAAUCCCCUAAUUGAUAUUUUUCUUAUUUUCAUCACUUGUCUGCUUGAUGUUGUAUCGAUAAUUUAUGGAGAAAUUCUGUCUUGGUCACUUAUGGGAGUUAAAGGGUUAAAGCCCCUCUCAAAUAGGCCCUCCCUCGUAGCAAGACCCUCAGAUAAGCCCCUUAUCUAAUGAUUCCCCACUCUCUUUAGUAAAACACCUUCUAGAACAAGUCCCCCUCUCUAAGCCCCCUCUUCAAUAAGCCCCCUUCCUAACAAGCCCCCAUUCUAAUAAGCCCCCUCCCUAACCAGCCAUUUCUCUAUCAAAUCCCUUUUCUAAAACGCCCUCUCUCUCAAAUAGGCCCCUUUUAGUAGAAGCCACCUCCCUAUUUACGUAAUUUUAGUCUAUCCAGUAUCAUUUUAACACCAAGCCUCAUGCUGAUGUCUGAUCAACCCUUAUUAUAUCUUACAUGAAGGCAGUUUCCAUAUUCCUGCCGCUGGCAUAUUAGUGAUCAUUAGUUCUUCUCUUCUCUAACCACCCUCUUCAGUUACUCAAGAUUAACAAUAUGACCCUGAGAGUGAUUAGCAUCUAAUUUCUCCUCAUGAUAUCACCUCUGACUCAAAUAUUAGGGUAUCGAGAAUACAAGAAAUGAUCAUCAACUUGAGAAGCUUUUGGUUGUGAAACAUAUAUAUUCUUCUUGUUAGCACCUCAGGAAAUGUAUACAGAACAGUAUGGAGAAUAUGCAUACUGGUGUUAGAGUGUAAAGGGUUAAUGUUUUUUUUUUUUAUUUUCCAGCUCGCUUUGUAAGAAACGGAGAUUGGGACAUAACAAACAUCACACCUAGCAUAAACGAAACUGACCACGGUAACUGUUGUCCGUUCAAAUUCAGCGAAGUGGUGUACACUCUGACGAUGAAACGCAAAUAUCUUUACUACAUGUUCUACGUAUUUAUUCCCUCGGUUCUAUUGACGAUCCUGGCACUCAGCAGCUUCCUGAUUCACGUUGAAAGCGGCGAACGCAUCGGUUUUGUCACAACUAUUCUGUUGGCAAUGACUGUGUUUCUGCUCUUCAUUCCGUCUUUCCUUCCAGUUACCUCGGAGGGCCUCCCAGUCUUGGGAGUGAACCUUCAGGCCACUAUGAUCUUAAUAGCUGUGAUCCUUUUCGCAAACAUCUUUGUCCUAAGAGUAUACUUCUUGGAAGGAACGCCGCCUACAUGGGUCGAAAAAUUUUGCAACUUCUUCAGCCUUAAGAAGGGUCCAGAGGUAAGGAGCCUCACCUCUUCACGCCCCAGUAGUGUUUAUCCUUCAGCCGCGAAGUCCCUCGCAACAACGGCUGGUAUUGAGUUGAAUGACUUCAGUAGAGGAAGCUCGCCAUUGGUUAAACCGUCCUUAGUCCCAGAAUUCACGUGGCGGCGGGUGUCAAUGAAAUUGGAUCAAGUGUUUUUUGUGGUCUUCAUUAUUAUUUCGUCAAUUACGUACGCAGUAACAUUCGCAACUUAAAGAGUCAAUAUCCUUACGUUUUAUUUAACAAAGAGAUUCCUCUUGGCUGCGUGUCUGUUCAGUUUUUGGAACCAAAGGGGAAAAGGAGGUGAUACAAACUGAUGUAAAAAAGAAAAGCGCUUUUCCUAACAUGAAUAAAGCUACCUUAACUAACUUUUCUCUUGAGAAACCUCUUUCGAAUAAUCAUCACCUUAAAACAGUUUUCCCCUCCUCUUUUAGUCCGCAGCUCGAAAUCCUCGGCCGCGUUUUUGUCUCAUCCCGCCUUUCUCCCUUGUUAUGAUCCUGGAACGUUCUGGAUCUUCAACAUCUGAACUAUUUCUUUUUUAUAUAUUUUUCUUAUAUAUUUAUUUUUAUACAAUCAAUGUCCUGUGAUAAUUCCUUCAAAUAAAAUUCACCUGUAAUUUGAAUUAAAGAGUUCAAUUUAUUACCUAUGGCGACCGAAAGACAUUUUUUUUUCUUUUCAACAGAAAAACAAGUUCUCAUUAUUAAUUCUGGUUCGUUCCCUUUUUCGAGUGUUCAGCAUGCUUUGUAUAAGAGGGUGUCCUUUCUUCUCAGGUGUUAGAACGGUAGCACUCAUUUUAAAUGGCAGUGAUAUGAAUAUAUAAUCAGGACCUGCUAACACUUUUUAUUAACAUAACUUUCAACUGAAAAAACAAACUAAAAUCACAUGUACAACAGUCUGAUUUCCGACGAAAAAGCAAUAAUUUUUGUACCAUUCUGAUUGGACACUUCUCUUGAAAUCAGAACUCUCCAGGAAAAGAUUCCAUUAAUUAGAGAAAGCUUUGAAUAUUUUUUAGUUUAAUCGAAUACUUCAUAGAUCCCGGUGAAGGGAUCUGAUAAUCGACUGUUAGGGAAACCAUUUUAAUGAAGAUCUAUUCCCACCGGAUAUUGAUUUCGAAGGUCUUACAGAUUUUGUCAUCAAUGAUAUAAUACAUUGAUAACAAGGCUCUUCAUUGAUUUUUGUUUCAAUUUAUGGUGUUUUCUCGCUCUUGCUGUCUUCUGUCCUUUCUUCAAACUAGUUGACAAAAAUUCCCAUUUAUCAGUUUCUUUUCUUACACUGAGUAAAUAAGAAAUUACAUCCUUUCAAAUUCAAAUUAUAAUUUCAUGAGCUUAUGAUUUGGUAACCGUAUUUAUUUUGCGGCCCAACAAUAACACAGCGGAACAUUUAAUUUUCCUAUGUAAAUAAAAGUCUUGUCUUUCUUUAAAGUACAAUCACGAAGGCUACGUGUUGUUGUGUCUUGCUUUGGUUACCAAGUCAAUUACCCUCUUGAGCGAUCUGGGCGCCAUCAUGCAAAGCACGUUUCUGGAGCUCAAUGACAUGUAAUUUCGACGUCAAUGCUUACAUUAUCAGAUUAUCUAAUCCUAAAGCUUCCUAACUACACCUAACUUGUCCGAAAAUAGCGAACCGCGGAACAUUAAAUGAACAGAAACAUUGCCUUAUGUGAGAGAAACUAGCAACUUGGCGCCUGAUUUGCGACCAUCGUAUCCAAAUCUAUCGUGUAUCGCCAGGGCGAUUUAAUUUGUUCAUAUUUAUUCUGCGAAAAAACAAAUGCCCAAAUAAGUUAUUCAAAAUCUUUGACGUAACGUCAAGAUCUUUGUUUGGUAUUGAAAAAGAAGUUAAUUUGCACAACAAUUUAGCCACUAACGCGAUUAUAAAGUCAUAAGUCCGUGUGCUAAAUUCAGUUCAGCUCUUGAAAAACAUGCAUCAUUGACGCGGUAACACCAGAAUCUCCACCGGAAAUUUUAAAAGGAAAUCCGCGCCCAGAUGUUUUGUUACCUCGUACUAUGGUUUUUGGAAGGACUUUGUGUUAGAGGUAAGUACUUUGGAGUCAUUUCUUUUUCAUCAUAUAUUCCUCUCUGUGUAUUCAGCAGUAUAUGGUUGAAACUUUACGUUCCGCAUAUUUUGUGCAUGGAUCUCUUUCCGUAAGGUUGAUGUCAUAAUUAUUUGAAUGUCAACUUGGAAAACUGUAAAAUUUGUAAUUUUGAUUCAUUUACCAUUUUUAACCGCUGCAACAGAAAUCAAAUUGCACUAUGGUACUUCUUCCGAUAUUUUUUCUCACGUACAAUCAAAGCAUUCGUUCAAAAUUUCAACCGAACUCGCUCAUACCGGUCAAUACUAAGAAAUCGCUUUUUCGUAAAUCGAAUGGUGGAUAAAUUCUGGUUUCUCACUUCGAUUCGACAGACUAACGGUCGGUACCGCCGUACGGCUUUCAUCAUUACGGUAUAUCAGUUUUUUGUCAUCUUCUAUUUCAGUAAUAAUCAACGAAAUGCAUGUUUUACUAAAUCGACAACGUGUUACAAACAAUUCCUUAAAUCUACUCCUUUAGAGGUAGAACCAGGAAUCAAUCAUUAAUGAAGUUAGCUUUGCUUUUGUAGUGCCUCUGCUAGCUAUAGUACACAGCUCUAGAAACGAAAGUGACUCUUGUAUAUUAAACACAUCGAUUUAUUUUGCCAGUCUUUUGUAUUAGUUACCAGUCAUCAUUUUGUCGGCGCUUGAUUCUUUUUUCUGCUGCUGGUGUUUUUUACCUCAAUUAAUAUUUAAAGCAAUCAUUUAAAAAACUGGCCAGUAGUUUUUAAUUCGCCUCGUUGUAACGUUCAUCGUAUGAAUUUGUUGAUUUGGCUUUUAGUAAGCGUGAAGAAGCAACUAAUAAAAAACUUUUUUCAUUUAUAUACAAGUUUUGCUUUUUAUAUUCUGAUAUAUCAAUUUUUAGCCCGCUGAUGUUGAGAAUUCGGGUUGUCACCUCGCACUUUGAUUGUCUCUGAGCGUGCUACAUGGAGUAAGCCAAAUAACGAUUUACAAUUCGGGGGGGGAGAGGGGGAAGGGAUAUUCUGUUGUACCCGUAAAUAAAAAAUUGCGCCUUUGUGCGGCGGCAAACCGUGUUUUGUUUGACCUCAAGACUUCUUAUUUGUAAUCGGGUGAGGUAAGAAUAGGGGUCUGAGAUUUUUCUUUCUUUCUUUAGAAUUUUUUAAUGAGAGGCGCAAUUUUUUGUAGAAAUGAUGUUGAAAACAAAUGAAUAUUUAUAAAGGAAAAGCUGAGGUACUCCAGAAGUACGGGGAUUGGAAAAAUCCCUUCUUAUAUCAACUCAGGUUUUGGAAAAAUUCGAAUUUCGUUGAAUUUAUAAUAAUAAAAAAGGGGAGGACAUUAUACCUUCAACUCCAUGGAAAUUAUUGUACUUUUAUCGCCUGAAAAAUGACUUGUCAUUGAAGAUCGUUCGAUCAUAUUGGUGUAAAAAGUCUCAAAGAAUAUCAUUAAAAGCGUCUCUUGAAUGUUGAACACCUGGUUUGCUUUACAGUGGAUUUACAGCUAAUUUACUUGAUUUACUUGACAACUUGAAUUGUUUCACUAAAUUUUUACAAGCAAUUAGUCUCUAGGUACUACUUGACGUUAUCAAUGUUUACAUCACCUUAUGUAUCUAAAUAUAAAUUUAAUGGGUUGGAAAAAAUUUGACCACUUAAGCAAAUGCGAGACGCUUUCAAGGGAAAAUCGAGAAAUUAUUUCUCGUGUUUAUAUUCCUUUGUCUAUACGCUAAUAGGGUUGAAAAAAAUUCGUAGACCCUCGACAGUACUGUGUUCCGGGUUUGUCCAAUUUCGAGAAUUCUCCCAACACUUGUCUCAGUAAAGACGGGAAAAGAAAUCUAUCCCUUCAAUUCUAUGCAGUAUUUCUCAAAUAUUAGCGCGAACGUAAACAUUAAGCGACUGAUGAGAACGCCUCAAAUAUCUCGAAUUGUUAUAUACCUAGACUUUAACUCAAAAAAACGAUUGGUUGAUUCUCGGUCACGUGCCCCUGAUCAAGUUCAAAUGUAUCCCGAUACGACUGCGCAGUUGUUGCCCACGCACCGAAUACAACAGCACAUGAUUGUUUAAGGGAAAGGCUAAAUAUACAACAAAGCACUUAAUGUAUGGUCCCGAGGGAAACUAGUUAGUUUUGAUUUCCCUCAAGUCCUGAUGUUCCCCUUGACUCCGUCUCGGGAAACAUCAGGGCUCAGGAAAACAAAACUGUUUCCCUCGGGACCAUACAUUAAGUGUAUGUAGUUCCAUUACACAGUUGUAAAUUUCGAGAAAUUAUUAUCAUCAUUAUCGCUAGUACUGGUUAUUGUUAUUAUCAUUACUAUUAUUGCUAUUAUUAUCAUUAUUAUUAUCAUUAUCAUUAUUAUUAUUAUUAUUCAGCAUUUCUUCUUUUUUCCCUUUUUUCAAGUUCAAGAUUUAUGCCGGAAAAACAAUGUUGAUGAUUAUGUUGUGAUACCUUAAUAGAACUUAAUUUCGCUUUUUUUCGCAUUUGUAAAAAAAUCCUCGUGAAAUUUGAACACGCGAAAUCUAAUCCCCAAUAGAAAAUUCAAAUCAAUAUGCAAAAGCAACAACAUAUAUCGGAUAUGUAUCGACAAAUACACAAACUAUAAACUUACUGGUGUAUUCUAUGUUUACAUAUACCGGAUGUGUAUCGACAAAUACACAAACUAUGAACUUACUGGUGAGCUCUAUUUUGAAUCUUCUGUUGUAAAAUGACGUUAAUUUGCAAAUAUUUUGUAAAUGGAUUAGAGAAUGUAGUAAUCAACUUCAUCUGGGUCGCUAGAUUUGUACAAAUUUCUUAGAACAUCUUUGUGUGCAGUGCGCAGUCGUCAAACUUUAUAAAUCGCGAACUUUUUUAUUUGAAAUCGCGAAAAUAAAAUCUCGUAAAAUACUUUCUCGCUUAAAUUGCGAUAUUAGGUACCCGCGAAAUUAAGUACUAAUCAUGUUUAUGUAAUGUCAAAAACACCCUUUUUAGUAAGUGAGGUUUAGAUCUUAACACAGUCCCACUUUUGUUAUUGCUGUUGUUGUUAUUAUCAUCAUUAUUAUUAAUACUAUUUUUAGUAUUAUAAUUUUAAUUGCAUAAUUGUUGUUUUUAUCUUUAUUAUUCUGUUGUAUGCUGAUUUAAGUUCACCUCUCCAUUAAGGCGUUUUAGGAUCAUCAAAUGCCUCAUUGGAACAUCAAAUCCGCAGCGCCCUGCUUAAUAACUAUGACAUGAAUGUCAGGCCAGUAAUAGGGAAAAAAGCCGUAGAAGUGGCGUUUGGUAUGAAGAUUAGCAGACUCGUAAAAGUGGUGAGCUCACUAGAAUGUCUUUUGUUCUCCUGAACCACCAGCUUCAUUGUAGACUGGCUACCAAUUACAUACUACAGAGAUUUCAAGAUUAUUUUACUACGCGCGCCUCAAAGCAGUAAAUGGUAUGCGUCUGAUUAUGUGCUUCAAAGCAGUACAUUGUAUUGCAUCUGAUUAUAAUUUUAAGAUUAUAAGUUUUAAAAUUCCUAUUUAUUUUCCUAAUUUAUUUCGUUCGUUUUAAUUUCUCAUUUUGCAGGACACAAAAGAACAAAUUGUGAUUUUGGACACCUGGGUGAUACAGGUCAGUUCAAACUCAUCAAGUUUUGCCGAUAUUCAAUUUCAGCGAAAAUUGAAAAAGCAUAUCUUUUAAGGGUUUAACACCGCGAUGUCGCAGAAAAAUCAAGAAAUGUCGAAAGGACAAGCCUUCAUUAAAGGCGUCUCAUUGCUAAUACGCGUCUUCGAUUCUGACAGUCUCCUCUUCAUCGUGCUCCAUAUCCAACAUGAAAAUAAAAAUAAUGAUAAUCGCUACAGAACUCUUUGAACUCUUUAUAAUCAACCACCUUCGUCCUCGUUAAAUUUCAAAGUUACGCUGAAUUGGGAAACUAAUCAUCGACUUUUUUCUGGCGCAAGAAGAGCAAACUAGUGCAAUCUCGGACUAGUUUCGACGCUGAAUUGAUAAUUCAGUAAUUUAGCAUUAUCAACUGAGUCGAUAACGUAAAUUGGCCACCGUCAGAGCGACUGCUCUUCGCUUCGCAUUAACGAAGGGCUCAUGCUCGAAACGUCAGCUUUGAAACUCCUUACAGUAGCCAAUUUACGCUAUUAACUCAGUUGAUAAUACUCAAUUACCCUGUUAUACUCUUUCACCGACGCAGCACCACAGUUUCUUUGGAAACUUACCCCCUUGAGAAUUGUGUCAAGAAUGUGUGUAUCGAUCAUCUUAAUACAGAAGUAAGAAAUGAAAAAACCUAUGCUGCUUACACUUUUCAUAUAAAUUUAAUUUGAUUGAUCUUUCAGAGGUGGAAAAAUGAAUUUCUCGUUUGGGACUCGAAAGCCUUUGGAGAUGUAGAGCGUGUGCAGUUUCUCCCGAGUGAGAUCUGGGUACCAGAUAUCUCCCUUUACAACAAGUGAGUGAUGGCAAGUCUUUGUAACAAAAUUAGGGCAACAAAACAAUUAUGAAUCAACAUUAAUCAACACGUAAGUAAUCUUAGAAAGCGGUGCUACUCGCAAAAUAGCAUAUUUGCAACUGUAGCAGUUUUUAACAAAAUGUCGGCAAGUGUGUUUAAGAAUAAGUCUUGUAUACUCCGGAGAAAUUUUUAAAUCUUACCUAUACAGUAACAUUUUAACCUAAAAUGUUUUCUCUUUUUCAACUUAAGCGGAGACGAUAGUACAACUCUGGCUGGAGGAAGAGGGAAAUUUGUCACUGAAGUUUCUGUGGACAACAAAGGGAACUGUGUGUGGAGUGGGCCUGCUACAUUCAAAGCGAACUGUGACUUACAAAUCAUCAGUUGGCCGUUUGACAACCAGACAUGUGAAUUGGGCUUUGGUUCAUAUACAUACGGAGAUGACAGAUUGAAUAUUAAAUUGUUUGUAGACACAUCUGGUGAAUUUACCAGUAAGUAUCUUGAUUGCCGAUGCCUAGAUGGAUUUGUGAACAAAUGGCCUGUCACUUUUUAUGUACAGGGUCGUCUAAAGAGGAUAUGGUAUUAUAUUAACUAUUAAUCCCCUCAUUGAUAUUUUUCUUUAUUCUCAUCACUUUUCUGCUUGAUAUUGUAUUAAUAUUGUAAGGAGAAAUUCUGUCUUGGUCACUCAUAGUUGUUUAAGGGUUAACGCUACACUGAGUGAUUCAGUCCAUCAACAACUUUAAGAUCAAAAGCCGGUUUCUACUGUCUAGAACGAGAAGAAAAAAAAUUACUAGAGUACUGUAAAAAUUUAUAUUUGAAAUUAUGACCAUGUACGUUUUUAGAUUCUAAAGAAGCACCUAACCUCUUCAGAAUUAACCAACUACGCCAUGAUGUUUACUCCUUAGCAAUCUGGCCGUUUUCCUUUCACGUGACAUAGCUUUAAUCCUUUCCCCCUCACUCGGCGAACUCUUUGAAAAAAAUAUUACAGACAACAUCAAGGGCGGAUACAUUGGGAGGGUCCAGAGGUCCGCACCCCCCUUCCACGAUACCAUUAUCAUUGAGUUCCUACAUAAGGAGAGGGUUUCCUUUACUUGCAGGUCGCUUCGUUACAAGUGGUGACUGGAGUAUAAUGAAUAUAACAAAAAGAAUCACUAAGACAAGUCACGGCGACUGUUGUCCAUUUGACUUCAGCGAAGUUGUUUACAGUUUGGAAAUGUCUCGGAAGCCUUUGUUUCAUGUGUUUUACCUCACUAUUCCAAGCACGCUGCUUUUGACUCUGACGCUGACAUCAUUUUUCAUUCCUGUGGAGAGUGGGGAAAGAAUUGGCUUUGUCACUACCAUGCUUCUCGCCAUGACGGUGUUCUUGCUGCUUAUUCCAUCUUUCCUCCCGGAAACAUCAGAUGGCGUCCCAAUCCUCGGCAUUAGUUUGCAGGCCACGUCGAUCAUCAUAGCUUUGGUCCUGUUUGGUAACAUCUUCGUCCUUAAGGUUUUCUUCACGAAUGGUACUCCACCUCAAUGGGUGCGCAACCUCUGCUUGUGUUGGAGGAGGAAAGGAAAAGUUUCCAAACGAGUUGAUGUGAACGGCUCAGACGAGUACCCAGUCCCUUCUGUGAAAUCUCCCCCAUCCCUGAAUGCCAUAGAAUUGUCCACCACAUCCACAAGAGCCACCACAUCACAUGGAUGGGAGGAGAAGGAAGAGCAAAUAACAUGGCAAAAAGUGUCAACUAAACUGGAUCAUUUCUUUUUUACGUUUUUCGUGAUCAUUAGCGCGAUUACCCUUUGCACAGUCUACUUGGUAAAUCAAUAA